GAUAUCACAAAACUCAGCGCUGCUUAUGCAUUGCGAUGAAGCACAUUGCCUUUCUGCUAUCGCCGAUCAGAGAGAUCGCAUGCGCUUUGCUGUUUGCGCUCGCACAUAUCCAAGUCUAUAUGUUUGCCUUGAAGAAUAUCGUCUACCGCAAUUCCCGGAAAUGCAAAGCCAAUCGCGCUAUCGAGCGCCGGGAUCCUCCAACGCCUCUGAUCUCUUCGCCUCUAGUCUUACGCCUUCCUUGUGUUUUUGCAAAGUUAUGCGUUGCUACGGACACAUUGAAAGGCGUAUUAUUUGCACCAGAACUCUAGUUACGUUCGGGUUUCCCGACGUAACUGCACAUAAAACUGGAAUAACCGUGAGGGCCCCCCUCCGGCGAUCGAUGCGACCGCAAUGGCUACUGCCCCUCCCCCUUCGGGGGAAGGGGCAAGCCAACCAUCUGGCGUGCUGCCCGUCGCGGCAGCAGCGGCAGUGGCUGCAGCAGGGGCCGCGGCAGAGGAAGCACAGGCAGCUGCAGCGGCAGCGGCAGCCCACAUCGAGCAGCUGUCGUCGCGGGUGUCGGAGCUUGAGUCCGAGGUCGACGCUGUGGUGCGGCAGCAGGUUGGGGAGGCAGCGGACAAAGCGACCUGGGAGCAGCGGUGCUCUGAGCUGGAAGGCGUAGUUGCGCAGCUGACGCACGAGAACAGCAGCCUAGCGGCGGCCAACAGCGGCCUCGACACGCCCCUCAUGCGCCAGUUCCAGCGCUUGCUGGCGGAGUGCGGUCCCGUUGGCAAAACCCACUUGCGAGAGCUCGCACGCCACGACUGGUUCAGGAAGCGGGCGGGGCGCCCGCCCGCCAAGGCGCCGCCGCCGCCGGCUGCCGCUGCUGGCACCUCCCAGCUCGGGACCCAGGCGGCCGACUGCCGUACUGCCCCACUCCUCGCGAGCACCGUGCAUGCGCGGCAAGCGGCGGCGGCGACGGAGGCGGGGCACCUGCAGCACAAGUUGGAGGCUGGCUCAACGGCCUUGCAUAACGACACGCCCGGCACUGCAGCUGCCACUACCGGCGCCAUGCCGCCGCCGCCGCCGUCCGAUGGACCGGAUACACAGGAGCUGGUCCGUGGCCAGCCCCACGCCCCCUCGCUGGCGGCCGCUUUAAAAGCGAAACCUGCACAGCAACUGGAAGACAUGAAACGGGAACUCCACGCCGCGUUGAAAGCCGCAGCGGCGUAAGCCAUUCGUGACACCAACUGAAACAGCGGCUUGGCGGCCUGAAGGAGCGAUUAUUAACUCAGGCUGGGGCGGGCGGCCCUGACGAUAUCAUGGUCAGACGCUGACGUAGUGAUGUGGCGUCGUGGCUGUGCCUGUGUAGCGGCGGAUGUAAGGACUGGCGGCUGGAGGCAGCGGCGCGGCGCCCCAGAAGCCCGAGCCCUGGGUCCCGACGCCGUGAGCAGUGGCGGCUGGCGAUAGGCUGGCGGCCCAGCGUCUCGCGGCGGCUGUGUAUUCAAGGAGCGGGAGCGGGAGCAGUGCAAACGAACGUGUACGGAUAGGUAGCAGCACAGGAGCAGGGAGCAGCGCGGUUGGAGGGAGCAGCACAGGGUAGGUUGGCCCAGCUGGGAGGGGCAGGCUGGCUGUGACUUGCGUGGUGGUGAUGGACUGGUGGAGUCGUCAGUCCUAUACC
Molecule: messenger RNA, 1657 nt
Organism: Chlamydomonas reinhardtii
Lineage: Eukaryota; Viridiplantae; Chlorophyta; Chlorophyceae; Chlamydomonadales; Chlamydomonadaceae
Exons: 5
Coding region: 391-1209 (272 amino acids)
Source: RefSeq, a predicted model, not a curated record